Achroia grisella is the source of this 1299-nucleotide messenger RNA. Its product is annotated as high mobility group nucleosome-binding domain-containing protein 5-like. The coding region runs from base 154 to 888 and encodes 244 amino acids. NCBI's taxonomy places the organism in Eukaryota, Metazoa, Arthropoda, Insecta, Lepidoptera, Pyralidae. The transcript is spliced from 2 exons. The record is from RefSeq and is a predicted model, not a curated record.
ACUGACCACAAAUAUGUUAUCACAUUCACACGAUAAGAUUUUAAUAUGUUUUAAAUUGUGUCCAUAAUUAAGGAUAUAUUAACAUUUAGGAUAUAAGGACAGGAAAAUAUUUUGACCAGCAGUAUUUUCAUCACAGACGCUACUAAAACUACAAUGAUGUUCCUGUUAGCUGUCCUGUUCAUAGUCGGAAGAGGUUUAGCUUUGCCAACUAAUCCAGGUCUAGAUUUAGAAAUACCUUCAGUUGAGCUUGUCGCGCCAUUGGGAUACAAUGAUGAUGUUUUGCAUACCAAUUUACCCAUAGUAGUAGAUGAUGAAUUAAAGAGUCAUGAAAAGGAAGAGAAUGAACAUAAAGAAGGAACUGUUAUUCCAGAAGCGCCUGUAUUGCCGCCUCUUGAGCUCGCAAUUGUAGAGAAUUCCGAGAAAUCUAAGGAAGUAGAAGGUUAUAAAGAAGAAUCCGAACAUCGUGAAGACGGACCCGAAGAGCCCAAAGAUGAGCUUGAAGGGAAUAAAGAGGAAUCCGAACAUCGUGACGACGGAGCUGAAGAGCCCAAAGAGGAGCUUGAAGGGAAUAAAGAAGAAUCCGAACAUCGUGAAGACGAAGCUGAAGAACCCAAAGAGGAGCUUGAAGUGAAUAAAGAGGGUGAAAAUCACGAGGAGGAGAAUAGGGAAGAUGAAAAAUCUACCGAUUCUAAACCAGAAACUUCAAAAGAACCUACAAUCCAGAUUUGGUCUUUACUCCCAUCACUUCCCUUCUCUUUUCCAUCAUUACCGAUCUCUUUCCCUAACAUCCACUUUCCAUACUUUUCAACGAUAUUUUCCCGACCCAAAGCUAGUGAGAGUGACAUUAGUAGAUACCGUGAGUUAUAUAUUCCUGUGGCAUGGGAAUGAAAUAAGUUGUUAUAAAUAUAACAGAGGAUAUUUAUACUUUACGCAGUUCUUUGAUAAUAUUUUGUUACAGUAUUUAGAAUUAACGAUGUCUAAUAAAAAAUAAAACAAUAUAUAUUUAUACUCAAACUAAGCAAACCCUGUACUAUGGAUACUAUACACAGCUGUCUUAUAUUUAAAAUUAUAGUAGGUAGUUAUUAGUUAACACAAUAUUAAGUCAGUUAGUUAUUUUUAUGUAUUUCUUAGCAAGACGUUUUUAUUUAUGUAGAUGUAUGUGUAUGGAAGAGCGUCGUGGCCUAAUAGUUUACUACCCAAAAUUAGACCCAAGACAUUGUGACAAUAAAUCUGGCUGAUACUGGGUCUCCAAUGAAUUCGAGAGAUGGCCUUACGCUCGCCCCAUCCAUUUGUAUUCAA